Molecule: messenger RNA, 294 nt
Organism: Gongylonema pulchrum
Lineage: Eukaryota; Metazoa; Nematoda; Chromadorea; Rhabditida; Gongylonematidae
Source: the annotation of a GenBank genome assembly
AUGCGAACGGUGCUACGUCGAGCUGGUUGUCGCAACGAAAAGAUCUGCUUCAUCAUGGAUGAAUCGAAUAUGCUAGAUACUGGAUUCUUGGAGCGUCUAAACACUCUGUUAGCAAAUGGCGAGGUCCCAGGAUUAUUUGAGGGCGAUGAAUAUACGACCCUGAUGAGUCAAAUCAAGGAAGGAGCGCAUCGUCAAGGCCUUAUGCUUGAUUCACCCGAUGAGCUCUACAAGUGGUUCACUGCUCAGGUUGGUAUGGAACUGACGAAUUCGCUUGAUAUGGAUCGUGCUGACUAU